CAGUUGAAACAGCUACCCAGGACAGUAGAAUUUGAUCACCUGAGGACAACCUCCUAUCACAACUAUUAUGCAUCCUUGACGUAACCAUUAUUACAAAACAAGAAUGUGGAUAAAUUGGAACAGGAAAAUGUACCACUUUGGCUGCACAUUUUUCCGAUUUCAAUUAAAAAAAAACACUGCAUUUUUUUAGUCGACUUGUACCACGGCUCUAAAAAGGGGGAGGCGCACGCCCCUGCGCCCAGGCUUAAAUCCGCCACACUCCUUAAAGAAGAGACAGUGCAACGCUUCUUCGCCAAAAAUCUACAGGGACACUUAUGACUUCCACCUCAUAGUUUUCAACAGUACUGCCUGCAUCCAGGUCAGAAAGUCUUCCUGGAGUGAGCGUAUACAGUACUGACGGUUGGCCAAGAUGAGCAGCAAUUACUACGAGGAACGAAUCGCUUUUUUGGGGGAGUGGGGACCUUUCCAGUGGACAGUGUUCCUGUUACUGAGCAUAAGCGCUAUCCCUAACGGGCAUGUGGGGCUCUCAAUGGUGUUCCUGGCGGAUACCCCGCCACAUCACUGUCGAUUGCCUGAAGGCGCCGAGGAGAUGCCCCUCAACAUGUCCUUGCCACUGGAACAGGUGAAUGAACAGAUCACCUUCAGCCGGUGCCAGAGGUAUAUAGGGGCGCCGGUGAAUGACACUUCUGAUCUGCAGACUGAGGGUUGUAUAGACGGAUGGGAAUACAGUAAAGAGCAGUAUUCAUCCACAAUAGUGAGUGAGUGGGACCUAGUGUGUCAGAAUGACUGGAAAGUACCACUAAGCACAUCUCUCUUUUUCCUUGGAGUAUUGAUUGGUUCCUUUAUCUCAGGACAAAUUUCAGACAGUGCUGUGGCACAGAAGGAUGUAGAUCUGACUGUGACCAUGAUGACCAUGCUUCAGUUAGUGGCCGCAGCACUGGAGUAG
This is a messenger RNA of Protopterus annectens (West African lungfish), 946 nucleotides long. RefSeq names its product solute carrier family 22 member 4-like. The record is from RefSeq and is a predicted model, not a curated record. Bases 410 to 946 code for a protein of 178 amino acids. The transcript has 3 exons. Lineage: Eukaryota; Metazoa; Chordata; Ceratodontiformes; Protopteridae.